Rhagoletis zephyria (snowberry fruit fly) is the source of this 838-nucleotide messenger RNA. RefSeq lists its product as uncharacterized. The record is from RefSeq and is a predicted model, not a curated record. Lineage: Eukaryota; Metazoa; Arthropoda; Insecta; Diptera; Tephritidae. Gene Ontology annotation, molecular function: protein binding.
UUUCAAUCGCUUUUUGUUGGAUCGCCUGUCAGCGUCACACUCCAGUUUUAAUUCAACUCGCAAGUCGAUCGUUUCGUCGUUUUAGUUUACGCAAAGUUUAAUUAAAACUACCUGCAUACGAAUCUCAAUUUCGAUUUUACGUACACCGAGAAAAUGAGAGCCUUUUCGCUGUUCACCGCAUUGGUGGUGCUUGUUGCAGCAUUCGCCACAGUGGCACAAGCAUCCUUCUGUCCUUGUGAUCUCACGCAAAAAGGACAAAUAUGCGGUUCGAAUGGCAUCACCUACAAAAAUCGCUGUGAGUUCGAGUGCACUCAGAAGGACUACAAGAAGUUGGGUCGCACGUUAAACAUCGCCAAGACGGGUGCCUGUUAAGCUUGAUGAAAAUAAAAUGGAUUGAGGAGAGCAGUGGAGGCCAUGCUUUGUUGUUUGUGACAGGUGUAUCAGAUAGUAGUGGUUAAAUGAGAUACUGGGCGUUUGGUGGUGGAAGUUGAGUUUAAGGUAAAACGGAAGGAAAUCUACAAGAAACAUUGGUUGAAUGAAGCAACGUACAAAUACAUAUUUACAUGUAUAAAUAUUUAUUAUGUGAUUGGUUGUUAGAGUAAAAGAGAUUAAUCAGUAGCAGCGACAUAUACAUACCUACAUACAUACAUAUAUAUAUAUAUAGUGGCAAUUAUGCGACACACUCUAGUUAUUUUGACCAUAUUGAGAUUUUAAGCACUUAUUGUGACUGCAAUAAUAAUAACCAAUUAAAAUGGAAUUAAUAAAUUAUAGCGUACUCGGUUGAAAUCCAAAUGUAAGUGUUUAAUUUAACGUCAGUCUGAUCGAGAUGCUUCACCAA